AUGGCCCACAUUGGCCAGCCCGCAUCUUCAUAUUCGCGCAUUCCUGCUGGCAACCGGCUGCCAGACAAUAGGGCAAAAGGCCCGAAUCCUGGCAAAGUUCAGCAUCGACAUUCGCGGAAGCGUGAUAUCGAUGCACUUGGUACUCCGUCCCUAUCAAAUACGACCAAGGCACCGCGACGCAAGGGAAAACCAGGCUCGGCUUCUCGGACUCAAGUCUUGAAUGGUGCUGCCAAGGGAGUGGCGCUGGGCGCAGAGAUGGACGCCGAUAAACACGAGGGCGGUACAGCGGUCGGAUCUUGUACCCUGGCCGAGGCAAAGAGGGAUCAUGCGCACAGCGGAUACGCUCAUUCACACCUACCCGCCCGAUCGCAUUCAUACAGUCAUUCUCACGACCACGGACAUUCGCAUUCACAUGCACACUCGCAUGCCCAUGGACCUGCGUAUACCUGCCGGUCAACAGGGUUGUCUGUACAUCGGCCUACGCGCCGACGUCAACGGCGAUCUGGAGGUCCCUCGACGCCCGACCGACAUGAGGUCGCUACUCCAGCUCACCUUUUACAUGCACACACUCACGCUUCUUCCAGGUGCUCUGUCUCCUCCUCCUCUGAUUCGCCUCCACCAGUAUCCUCUUUAUUUCCACCCUCUCAGGAGCUCAUUUCAGCUGGCGAUCACCUUCAUGAACAACAGAUUCCACCCUUUCCGCAUUCGGCGCCACAACAACCACACAAAAAACCACUGGCUCAGCAGCAGCAGCAUCAUCACCACCAUCAUCAUCACCAUUUACAUCACCCACCUUCGUUUUCCGACCAGCAUGGGGACGCUACCACGCGUCGACAUCAUCAGUCGCCACACCAACAACUCUGCGCCUCAGCAACAAGUGAUACUACACUUGUUGCCUCAGCCGCAAAUGCCAGUGGGAAUAGGAGUAGUCGUGCCAGAUCACUUCGUCUUCGUCAGUCAUGCACUGGCCGAUACUCUCGAACCCCGGAAGUUCUAUCACAUGAGGCUCAUCUGCAAACUCACAUGCCAUACCGCCAGCAGCAGAAGCUAGCAGGCGGCUCUUCAGUCUCCGUCGGUGAGGAUAAUCGAGCCACCUUUGGCACUAAUUCCAUGACCGGGACCCGACCUGGGUUUCCAUCGUCUCCGCUUACUCCAUCUUUGAUGGACAAAUUGUUGGGAAUAGGUGAGUCUAUGACUAUGAAGCCUUGGCCAUUUUGCAACACGGCUCAACCACAAGAUGUUUGA
Molecule: messenger RNA, 1245 nt
Organism: Protopolystoma xenopodis
Lineage: Eukaryota; Metazoa; Platyhelminthes; Monogenea; Polystomatidea; Polystomatidae
Source: the annotation of a GenBank genome assembly